Podarcis raffonei (Aeolian wall lizard) is the source of this 4047-nucleotide messenger RNA. It is a transcript of the gene ERFE, whose product is annotated as erythroferrone. Bases 1068 to 2069 code for a protein of 333 amino acids. NCBI's taxonomy places the organism in Eukaryota, Metazoa, Chordata, Lepidosauria, Squamata, Lacertidae. Gene Ontology annotation, biological process: negative regulation of gluconeogenesis; positive regulation of insulin receptor signaling pathway; positive regulation of D-glucose import across plasma membrane. Gene Ontology annotation, molecular function: hormone activity. The transcript has 8 exons. The record is from RefSeq and is a predicted model, not a curated record.
GGGAUAUAAAUGCACCAGCUAAAUAAAUGGAAGGACGAAUCAAAAUAAUUAACAUUAGAGAGCAUAAAAAUGGAGGUGGCGCAGGAUGGGAACACGUGUAGAACAGGUGGGGAACCUCUGGCUCUCCAGGUGUUGCCGAACUCCAAUAAUUAAUCUGUAUCUCCCCCAGCCUCUCCCUGAGCAGACACUUCCUAUGGGAGAAAUGGAAGAAUUCCUGCUUCCUCCUCCCGCCCCCCGGCAUUCGAAUUACAACGCGAGCUCCGCGAGCCUCCGGUUGUUGUAGUUGGCGAUUGCUGCCCGUAGGUGGCCCUCUAAACCCUCGCCUAAAGUGGACAGAGGCGGCAACUUCUGUGAGGCGGGGAAUUCAAGCUCUUUAAAGGAAGGGAAAGCAGCGGCGACCUUUAGAGGGGCGAGGGGGACGGAGGGGCAGCAGCCCGAGGCGUCUCGGAGAGGGCACUGGAGGGGGUGUUGCGAAGAGGGCGAGCCAGGUGCCCCCAGGCAGCCAGAGCCGCCAGCCGAAAGAACCGCAGGACUUCGGCAGCCUUGAUAGGAGAGUUUUGUCCAACAGAAGACCCAGGAAAUUGCCCUGUGUCAUUUGGUUGGAGCUUUUCAGUCGAAGGAAAAAUAGUUCCCCGAGUCCCUUGACUUAAACCUUUCUAAAUUGUAGGGGACCAUCCCAUGAUAUUUUUUCUGCCCGUCCAAAAAGAGGCAAUUGAUAAAUCCACUGGAAAUUCCUUGGUGAGGUGUGUGGGUACCAUAGUAUUUACUUUUCUUUUCAUCUUUUUCUAUUAUUAUUAUUAUUAUUAUUUAAUUGAAGAAGCCUGACAGUCUUGAUUGGGUCUGCCCUGAAAAAGUAAACAAGCCAGGCAUUGCUGGAAAGAGCAGUGGAUAAUUUCUUCCUGCACUCCAUUCUUCCUUUCUGGAAUCCCCCCCAGGAAUAUCGACUGCUGCCCAUCUGAAGGUCCGCAGCUUAAUCUUUGCCCUGUUCUUCGCGAGGAUCUUUUGCCAAGGCCUAAAUCCAGGAGUCUGUCUCUAUAGAAACUACCAGCGUGCUUGUGUGCCGGAGGAUGGCUGGACCCCUCCUUUCCAGCUGUCCACUUCGAUUACUAGCCAUGGGGCUGCUAGCAAUGACUUUUUGUGCCAGCUCUAUGGAAACCGAAAAACAUGGAAACAGAAGGAGCCAGGAGAAGAAAUCCGGAUGGAAUGACUCUCUCACGGGACAAAAAACAAGCAGCCCUCCCUUGUCAUCAUCCAAUGACCCGGAAACUGCUGCAGGAAAGAUUCGCAGGGAUGAAUCCCGGGCUGCUUGGAUGCUGCUUAUGAACAACGGGGUGAACAAUAAAAAAAGAAGCAAAAAUAAAGCCAAAAAGUUCAAGUUUGGCAUUCCAGGACCCCCUGGUCCACCAGGACCCCCUGGAGCCUUAAUCACCCAGGAGGAGCUGCUGAGAGAAUUCAGAUUGCUGCUUAAAGGUGUAAUCAGGGAACGGGAAAGGAUCAGUCAGAAAGCCUGUGACAACUGCCAAGAAGACGAAGACGACAGGUCCAGAGAAGAUAACUUUCUGGCCCAGAUUAGUGGACCACUUCUAGAAAGCAGGGAGCAUGGGCGAGUGCAGGCAGCUUUCCACUGUCGGACCCGGAGAAACAUUUCAAUUGAACGGCGGUCAUUGCAAGAGCUUCAGUUCUAUUACAUACCUAAAAAAGAAGAGAUGUUCCACCGUGGCCUAGGGCUAAACCUUAACAAUGGACAAUACAUAGCACCUUUCAGUGGAUACUACAUCUUCACUGCCACAUUGCAUAUUGUUCCAGAGGUUCAGCUAAAGAAGAACCAGCCCCGCACCCGCGAACGCCUGCGCUUGCUGAUCUGCGUUGAGUCCCUCUGCCGACAGAACAUUUCUCUGGAAACAGUGAGCAGGUUGGACAGAAACAAUGAACAUUUCACAAUUUCAAUCCAUGGAAUUCUAUUCCUGCAGGCUGGCCAGUAUGCUUCAGUUUUUGUAGACAAUGCAACAGGAUCCACCCUCACUGUUCGAAGUGGGUCUGACUUUGGUGCUGUCCUCCUGGGCAUUUGAUUGGCUCACAGCCAACUAUUCUGAAGGUGAAACCUUGCUUUUCAUCAGCCCCUCUGCUACAUUCCUCUCAAGUGCCUGGAGCUGGUAAGCACCAAAACAAAGCACUAUAGCUGUUGAUGCAAAGCUAGCAAACCUCCACUGCUGUUUAACUGGUUAAGCAUACCAAGGUGAAGAAUUGGAUUUGAGAAAAAUGGCCCAGCAUCUAGUAAAACUGAUUAAAAGGAUGCUGAACAAACUUAUAAAAGGAAGCAUCAAGUGUUAAUGGGGUUGAUGCAACUCAGCUAGAAGUUCCUCCUAUUCCUGAAUGUCUGUUGUUUGAUGCUUAAAAUUAUGCAAUCUGUUUGCAGUGGUUCUCAAAAACUAGGUUCUUCAUGGAAGCAUACAUGCUGUUUUGUGCUCAACAGAAAAGUCUUUAGCAAAGGAUUAUAUAUUUUUUGGAAUAUCUUUUAGUAUCUCAUUGGUUCAUAAGUCUUCUAAGUUAAAAGUGCUAACUUUUGUUGAUUUUCUGCCUGUCUGGUGACUUCCUCAACCACAAGCAGAAUUUGCCUAUUGCUUUGUGCUGCAUGGUGCCCAAUAUCCAUUGCUAACUUUCAAUGAACGGUGGGUAGAUUGGCUACCAUAUUUAGAGCAGGGUUUUAAAAAGAAAGGGAAGAGAUGGUAGGCUAUUUAUUGAGUCCACUGUUAGCCAGAGGCUUUCUAUUGCCUUAGGUCAAUUAGAUUGCACUGUCCAUUUAGCAUGAAGCCCAAUGGACAGAGUGCCCAGCUUUAGUGCCACUUAUUUUGAACCUAACUACGUGACGAGGGAAGAGAUGGUUAUUUCCAUUUCUUAGUAACUGUCCUUAUUUUCUCUGAGGCUGUGUACACCCUAAAGUACGAUAUCCAAGAAUUGCGAUUGCAGCACCACCCUCUUCUACUAUUACUGUAACCUUGGGCACGUAGGCAGGCAUUAGAACUGCUCCUGUGGAUUUUUUUUAAGUGUGUGGGAUGAACACAUACCCUUAUCUAUUUUAGCCUGAAAAGUUACUUGUGUAACAGGUUGCCCCAGCUGCUCUAUUUUAUAUAAUCAGUCCCUGCAAGUCAUCGUGGAAAUUUUCAUAAGGGAGCACCACCUCUGCUUCAACAAGAUUUGUUUCUUCGAUAAUUUCUUACAAGAUCAGUUUAAAUAGAUCAGUUUAAAAUAGGACAGUUUGGAAUGCAGAAAGCCAUGUUUCAGUCAGUACAUAGCGCUGUGGAAAAACUGACUGCAUCAAGAAAUGUAGCAAGGCAAGAAGGGAGUUCUUGAUAGCUGAAUCUUUCUACAUGCAAGGAUUAGUUUUAAUAUAGAGUAACACUGACAAGUAAGCUGCUCUCCCCUUGCCCUUCAUUCCUUUUUCCUCCUGAAGAAUAAGGAACAGGGAAAGUUUACUUCCCUCCAAGCCAAAAAUAUUCUUAAGAGGCAGAGCAUACUGAAAAGGAUUCCGGGCAGCCAAAUAUUAAGUUGUUAGGUUUUAGAAAAGGCAAAUUCUCAGUAAACUGUAUACACCCACCCCUUUCCACUUUGGAAAUGCCACACGGCCUGAUAAGGCCAAGGUGGUGCCCUGCCCUGCAGCACAAUCAGCAUUAGCCUUCCCACUGAAGCUUUAUUAUAAGCAGGUCUAUUUAUUGCACUAUAUUAAGAAAUAUAUUUAUGCACUUGCUGUUAAAUGCAUUUUAUUUACUUAGAGAAGGAAUAUACAAAAUAACCAAGGCUGUAAGAAAAAAAGUGGUGUUUUUUCAUAGACUUGCGAUACAGAAUAGUGCAGGAGGUUACACGUACCACACACCCUUAGUUUUAGAGCUGUUCUUGCAUUCUCAGACAUCUGUUUAUCUUUCGUUCUGAUUGGCUGAGUGUAUGUGCAUGCACUGACACAAACUGUUGCACCAUGGUGUACUUUCUGUAAAUUAUAAUGGAUUGGUUUCAAGACAGUUUCUAAUUAAAAAAUAUAUGCUUUCCCUUGUA